Molecule: messenger RNA, 595 nt
Organism: Medioppia subpectinata
Lineage: Eukaryota; Metazoa; Arthropoda; Arachnida; Sarcoptiformes; Oppiidae
Source: the annotation of a GenBank genome assembly
CCGUCACUGAUGGUUCCGCCGCCACAUCUGGCGCCUCCCGAUUACGAAGAGGCGACCAAAAGUUGCGCCCCUCCUGACUACGAGACGGCCACCAAAUCCAACGAAUUCAAGUUCGUUCCCAACAUCACAACCAACCCCUCUAUACCCCCGACACCACCGCCGCCUCCAAUGGACACUACUUCACAACAAUCGACACAAUUGUCAAACACAGCACCGAAUGCAUCCAUACCUGAAUCAAGUGUUGCCUAACCCUAUCAACUGAUCUCUCAAAUAGUCAACAGACAAACUGGACUUUAUUUUACUCUCAUUUUUUGUUUAUGUCCUUAAUUUAACUCAAAAUUAUAUUUAAUCUCAUUUUUCGACUUUAUAUUAAUAUUUGAACUGAUAUUUAAGUUUUACGACUGAAAUAACUGUACAAUUAGUUAACGAAUUAUUGUUGAGAAACAAAUGGUUUAGUAAUAAAAGUACUGUUUUAUGAAGAGAUGGAUUGUUUCGAACAAAUGAUAGAUAUAUUCAUACAAAAACUUAUGUCAAUAUAUAAUUAAAUAAUCAUGUUUUCUGUGCCGUCAAAGUCAGCACCACUGGACGUAUCACU